This is a messenger RNA of Thlaspi arvense, 399 nucleotides long. The record is from the annotation of a GenBank genome assembly. Lineage: Eukaryota; Viridiplantae; Streptophyta; Magnoliopsida; Brassicales; Brassicaceae.
AUGAAAGUUAAGGCUUUUGUGGAACAUGAAGCAGAGACAAACGGUGAACCCGAGAAUGAUGAUGGAUCAGCAAAAGGCGACUCUUGUGCUGAAAAGCUACCUUAUGAAAAAGUUGACAAACUUACGGAGAAGAACGAGGCUGGUGGGAAGGAGAGUGAGGGAGAUGGUGCUGAUGAUGAGAUGUGUGCUCUGCAGGACGUACUCGAGACGACGACAAUGUUUCAGAAUCUAAGUAAGCAUGCACAGAAGCUGAUGCUUCAGAAGUUGAAGACCCUUGGAGGUAAGGAAAGGAAAGAGUUGAGCGACGAAUGGAAGGCAUUACUUGUGCAAGAGUUGCUAUUGAUGAGCAAGAAACAAACUUUUGCUGCCAAACUCGCAAAGGCAGCAUCGCAUAAUUAG